Seriola aureovittata is the source of this 3505-nucleotide messenger RNA. It is a transcript of the gene txlng, whose product is annotated as taxilin gamma. Lineage: Eukaryota; Metazoa; Chordata; Actinopteri; Carangiformes; Carangidae. The transcript is spliced from 11 exons. Bases 229 to 1677 code for a protein of 482 amino acids. Gene Ontology annotation, biological process: regulation of cell cycle. Gene Ontology annotation, molecular function: syntaxin binding. The record is from RefSeq and is a predicted model, not a curated record.
CGCUGGGGACUGAGCCUAGGUGGUACGCGCUCUAUCAGUUGAGGCACGGGAGCGCCCCCGAAUAAAAAUGUAUUACUCGUAGAAUCUGAGGUGUGGACACGCUGGACACGUUAUAUUUUGAAAAGAUUUAACCGGAUAUUUUACUUGUUGACUGACAUUUCGAACUAGCUUGAUGACUGUGCCCUGCUUCCAUCUACAGUGAAAACACACAGCUUGAGAUCAGGACUAAUGGAGACAACAGAAGUUUGUGAGAUUGAUGUGGCGACCAGAAGAAUAGUGGGAGGCAGUGAUUCUCCGCCAGAGCUGGACAGCCCGUGUCAGGAGGAGGCUGCAGAGUUUGAUUUGGGGCUGUGCUGUGCUGAGGAGGAGAGGGGGGAAACUCCAGGCAGAGAGGACAGUCCCAGUGAUCUGGGGGAGGCAGAGCUUGAUCCUGGAGGAGACCACAAGACUGGAGAGGACAAGGCUUUUGGGAAGGAGGUCGUUCUGUUGAUGCAGGCCCUGAACUCCCUCGCCACUCCUGAGGAGAAACUCGCUGCUUUGUGCAAGAAGUAUGCCGACCUGCUUGAGGAGAGCCGCUGCAUGCAGAAGCGGUUGAAGGCCUUGCAGAAGAAGCAGUCUCAGAUUGUGAAGGAGAAGAUCCACCUGCAGGGGGAGCACAGCAAGGCCAUCCUAGCCCGCAGCAAGCUGGAGAGCCUCUGUAGGGAGCUGCAGAGGCACAACAAGACGCUGAAGGAGGAGAACGCGCAGCGGUCCAGGGAGUACGAGGAGCAGCGGAAGGAGGCCAUGCUGCACUUCCAGAUGACCUUAAGUGAUAUUGAGGUGCAGAUGGAGCAGCACAGCUCCCACAACACCAAGCUGAGGCAGGAGAAUAUGGAGCUGGCUGAGAAGCUCAAGAAGCUCAUAGAGCAGUAUGAGCUCAGAGAGGAGCACAUAGACAAGGUGUUCAAGCACAAGGAGCUGCAGCAGCAGCUGAUGGACGCCAAGCUGCAGAGAAUCACAGAGAUGAUGAAAGAAGUGGAGGACAAGCAGCAGAGAGAGCGCGACUUUCUGCUGAAGGACGCCACAGAGUCCAGACGCAAGUGUGAGCUGAUGAAGGAGCAGGAGACUCAGCUCAAACAGCAGCUCUCCCUGUACAUGGACAAGUUUGAGGAGUUCCAGAGCACUCUGGCUAAAAGCAACGAGGUCUUCACCACUUUCAGACAGGAGAUGGAAAAGAUGACCAAGAAGAUCAAGAAGCUGGAGAAGGAGACGACUCAGUGGAAGACAAAGUGGGAGAGUAACAACCAGGCCCUGCUGCAGAUGGCUGAGGAGAAAACGCUGCGUGAUGGCCACUUCAAGGCCCUGCAGGGGAAGCUGGAGCUGCUGGAGCGACUUUGCAGAGCUCUGCAGAAGGAGAGGAACGACCUCAACAACCGACUCAGCCUCCUGCAGGAGCAGGAAGACAAAGGGACCACAGCUCCUCCUGAGGCUGAACGACAAGAGGAGGAGGAGGAAGAGGAGGACGAAGAAGAAGAAGAAGGCGGCUGCUCAGCACAGGGCGACAGGCAGGAGGCGGAGGGCAUCCACCAAGCUCCCAGACCACCUGAAGUGGAUUCUUCUACCAACAAAACCACUACUGCUACGAUGAUGAUGACGACAAGCAGCCAGCCUGCAGAGAUGACCACACAGCAGGACUGAGCGGGCCUACAUGCUCUCUCUCUCUCUCUCUCUCUGUGUGUGUGUGUGUGCGUGCGUGCGUGCGUGCGUGCGUGUGAGAUGAAAAUAUAACUAUCAAAGGUCCUGAAGUCUGCCCACGUUUUGAUUGGUUUUAAUGAUUGGCUUUGUGACGAGCACUUCGUACUCCCUUUUCUACCACAACUGUAUUUUCAUAGGAAAUGUUCAAGCAGUUCAAAGUCAGAUUGCCUGUUUAUUUCUCUCUUUUCAAGAACCCUCCCUGUAGUUUCACUCAUCAUCAUGGGAGUGUAUCACAUGCAUCUUCUCAUCAGUUAAUUUGUGUUAAUGAAGCCUCACAGUCACAACGUGAUGUGAAAGCUGAGGAGCUGCAACAGGAAGUAGGACGUAGUUUAGGCUACAGUAUCUCUACAGAAUCUGUGUUGGUCAGUGGGUAUUCAAUGAUUGAUCAUAUAUUUUAACAUCGAUAUGUUUUUAUUUAAUUUGAGUCGAAGCAAAAAUGAUUCCUAAAACAGGUGAUGCUGGUAAGGAGGUGCGGAACAAGUGAAAACCUUCCACUCUGUUUCUCAGAUGCUUCAGUGUCUGAUUAUAACUGCACUGCUCACUGCACUCCUCUAGUCAUCUAUCUGGUUUUGGAAAAAUCCCAGCAUCACUCAAACUUAAGAAAUUGAUCCAUAAAAUGAAAGAUUUUUUAUUUUAUGGGUUGCUGGCGACUAACAUGAUGAUACUCAGUGAAUGUAAAGUGCUAAAUGUGUCGCUUGAUUUAAAUCUUCACUUCAGCAUUUUUUUUUGAUUUCCACAACAGGGUCGACAGACAGGAGCCUUUGUCCGCUCACACUAAUGAUUUCAUGUAAAUUAUGACAAUUUAUUACAUCAGAGGAACAGGCCUCAUCCUUUUUGAAACUUUACACUGGAAGAAAAGUGUGAAUUUCUUUUCUAAUGCAUUUGAAUAAAAAGAUGUUGAUUUCCAGCAGUGAUGCAAAUUAAUAGGAGCUCUUUCAGGAGCGGCUGUUCUGGUUCAUGAGUAGAGUUCUGAUGUGGUGACUGUAGGAAGUCUGUCAAGAUGGGGGUCAUAUCAGGUUCUGGAUCUUGCUUUAUACUGUGGGAUUGUGUCUCUGCUUCGUGUUUGAUGCAUAGCUCACACUCUAACAUCCUCUCUGCUCAUGUUCAUCUUUGAUUUUAUUGGGACCACAUUGUCAAAUCAAACCUCACCCGCUCCAUUACACAGGUCACUUAUAGUUCCAAUAUCCUGAACAUAGCACCUGAUUCCAUGGUGGUCUGCUCACUUCUUGAUUGGCUGGGUAUAAAACACUGGAGUGAUCCAAGAUCAGCAUUUUUUAUAACUCUGUUUUCCAUUUGCUUUGAGAUCAUGUGUUGGCUAAGAGCUUUGUUUAACCUGUUCUACAGUCAUCUCUCUGUCCUGUCUGAACACACUAUAUUGUAACAUCAAUGAGCGUUAAAGGGGUAGUGACAAAUAAUUUUCCUUAAACAUGUACAUAGACCCUCCCCUGACCUUUCUAAUGUCCUGCUCCUUUUGUGUUUAUCUCCACAUGACGAGGACUUAAAAACAAACAGGUAGAGUGUCAGGCAGAGAACAGUUCCUGUCACACUCUGAGAUGGGCAAAUGCUUUUCAGCGUCUGUUAACUGUUUCUUUGGCGUUGUCCCAGAUUGACUCUCAGGUAAUGUCAGAAUCUACCUCUGUAGGUGAGACUAACUGUGAAAGAAGAGGCACGAGUCACCAUCGCUUCAGAGAGCUUUAUUUUUACUAAAAGAAGCCCACACCCCCUGAUUGUACCUGUCUUUCUUUUCAAUAAAUAUUUUGUAGAAUUUGCA